UCCGACAUUUGCUCUUGUUCUCUUAUACGUCAUUACCUGGUCAUGUCCACAUACAGAGCCACCUGUUUCCCUGUCCUUGUCUCUCCCACCCUUAAUUCAAUCGUCCCAUUUUGAAGCUUCCUCUUCUCAUAAUAUUAAAGAAAAAAUAAUAAUAUAUGAACACUUUUUUGAACUAGUCAAAUUCAUGCUUCCAUGGAAUAUAAUUAAGUCAGAGUAUUCAAGAAAUUAUAUACACUGAAACUUUCAGAUAAAAGAUCUGUUCUUUUGUUUUGUUCUUUUGUAUUAUUUUCUUAUGGUAAACAAGAGCUGAAUAGCAAUAAAAAGAUUGAAAACCCAGCUCAAAUUCUUCGUAUUUGAAUCAAGAAAUGACCUCUAAUUUUUGGACAUCUCGCAUCGCCGCCGCUAAACAGCAGUAUGCGUCACAGCACCAUCAUCAGAGUUCCCAUCAAGAUCGUUUCAAUAUUGAUGAUUUCGAGGUAGAAGAAGAGGUUAGACCUGAUUUUCCAUGUCCUUACUGUUAUGAAGAUUUCGAUAUCGGGUCUCUGUGUUCGCAUCUUGAAGAUGAGCACUCGUACGAGUCUAAAGUCGCCGUUUGUCCUAUUUGCUCUGUUAAAGUUGCUCAGGACAUGCUAAGUCAUAUUACAUUACAACAUGGACACUUGUUCAAGUUGCAGAGACGUCGCAGGUUACGUAGAGUUGCAAUUCCUAACAGUCAGGCAUUGUCUCUCCUUGGUCGUGAUCUCCGUGAGGCUCAUCUGCAAGUGCUGUUAGGGGGUGGUGGAUAUAGGUCAAAUAACACUAAUGCUAAUGUGUCCAAUGCCUCCACCGAUCCAUUCCUUUCAUCUUUCAUUUUAAAUUUCCAUACAUCUGAAGCAGAGGAAAUUUCAAAAUCUGUGGUAACGAGUAUAGAGGAUUCUUCUGCAAAGAAUUCAGCACCAUCUCAUAUGUGGAAAUCAAGUGCUUGUAACCGUGGCCAACAUUGAACCUUAUGUGGAAACAUCUAUGUUAAAGUCUUGCUGGUAUUGCCAUCACUUUUUUAUUUUCCUUGGCCAUCAAUCCAUUUGUUCAUUUCUCAUGCUAAGGGUGAUUUGAUAUACUGCAAUUUAAUUGCUGGUAGUGAUCUUUUGGUCAUAUGGGAUGGGACAGGCAUCAAUGAACUUCUGUGUAGGAGGUUGGAGUUAAAUCUCCCGCUCAUAACUAACAAAGGCAAGGGUGGUGCUUGGUUGCUUGUUGGUUGAGGGUUGGGAUAAGGCCAAGGAUUUUUCUAAGAUUUAUUCCAGAAUAAAAACCAGAGAUCUGAGCACCGCAAAGACUGAUAGAGACAUGCAUACACGGUGCCCGAACACACCUGUACAUUACAUGCAUCAUGCAUACAAUUGCAAGCAUGCACACACGUGUUCAAACAUUCUGAGUUUUGCCAGGUAGAGAGGUGAACGAAUUAAUUGUAACUUGACAUGUUUAACUGAUAUUUGUUAUUUGGUAGUAGAAUUAAACAAGCAGGUGAUGAUUUGGCUGCUAAUGUCAAAAUUGUCUCUGGGAUUUUAAUUUUGACAU
Molecule: messenger RNA, 1554 nt
Organism: Populus trichocarpa (black cottonwood)
Lineage: Eukaryota; Viridiplantae; Streptophyta; Magnoliopsida; Malpighiales; Salicaceae
Product: protein DEHYDRATION-INDUCED 19
Exons: 5
Coding region: 366-983 (205 amino acids)
Source: RefSeq, a predicted model, not a curated record